Molecule: messenger RNA, 2427 nt
Organism: Daucus carota subsp. sativus
Lineage: Eukaryota; Viridiplantae; Streptophyta; Magnoliopsida; Apiales; Apiaceae
Product: putative pentatricopeptide repeat-containing protein At1g12700, mitochondrial
Exons: 1
Coding region: 114-1961 (615 amino acids)
Biological process (GO): chloroplast-nucleus signaling pathway; mitochondria-nucleus signaling pathway
Cellular component (GO): chloroplast
Molecular function (GO): protein binding
Source: RefSeq, a predicted model, not a curated record
CAAACAUCAUUUACAUUGUUACAAGUUCAAAACUACUCAAACGGUCUAAUUACAUUCACCACCUACUAAUUUCUUAACAUCCCAGCACAUUGGAGCUCAAUGAGGUUUCAGCAAUGGCUGCCAAGAGAGGAGCUCUUCUCACAAUGACUUUUUUGAGAUUAACGCCUCUAAUUUUAAGCCCUUAUUCUCCGUUAUCAUCUCUUUUUCAUUCUCAUUUUCUUCCUUUCUCUACUAAACCUAACCCUAAUUCACAAUUCAAAGCCCCCUUUAUUCCUUCUACAUCCACCACUCAUCCCGAACUUAAACAAUUACUCUAUCAUAAGUCUAAAGAAGGUUUCGAUAAACUCGACGAUGCUCUGCAAGUGUUUGAUAAAAUGCUCCUUCUGAAAUCUGGGCUUCUUGUUCUGCAAUUUAACCAACUGUUAACUGCCCUUGUUCGGAUGAAAAAAUACUCUGUAGCUGUCUCCAUGUUUAGAGAAUUGCGCGUUUUAAGCAUUCCUGUUGACAUUGUUACUUUUAAUACUGCCAUCCAUUCCUGUUGUCACUUGAAUACACUUGAUUAUGCCUUUUCGUUGCUUGCUGGAAUCAUCAAGAGUGGUUGGGUGCCCGAUGUCUUUACCUACAACACUCUCAUCAAGGGCCUUCUGUCUCAAGACAGGCCUUUGGAGGCUGGGGAUUUGUUUAAGAAGCUUAUCAUAUUUCAAGAAAUUCAGCCUGAUGUAGUUAUGUAUAACACCAUCAUUGAUGGUCUCUGCAAAACUUCAAAUACUUCCAUGGCUGUCAAGUUAUUAAGAAACAUGGAGGAGAUAGGUUGUAAACCAGAUAUAGUAACUUAUACCUCCAUUAUUGAUUCUUUGUGCAAAGAAAGACGAGUAGAUCGUGCAUUGGAUCUUGUGUCUAAAAUGAACGACAAAGGCAUAUCACCUAAUGUUAUAACCUAUAACAGAUUAAUUCAAGGUCUUUGCAGCUCCGGCCGAUGGGAGGACGUUGGGCGGUUGUUAACUGAGAUGGGUGUUAGGCAGAUCUCUCCUGAUCUGCACACCUAUAAUAUAUUGGCUAAUGCAUACUGCAAAGAAGGGAGGACAACAGAUGCAGAAGAUGUGAUUGAAAUUAUGAUCCAGAAAGGUGUGCCUCCUGAUUCAAUCACAUACAAUGAACUGAUGUAUGGUUAUUGUUUAACGGGCAAAAUGUACAGGGCACUAGAGGUGCUGAAUACCAUGAGGAGUAAUGGGAUAGCGCCAAAUUGUUAUAGCUAUACCAUUAUGAUAAAUGGCUAUUGUAAGAGGCAGGAACUAGACAAAGCCAUCAGUCUCCUCAGACAAAUGUCUGCUGAAGGUCUGAAACCUGUAGUUGAAACCUACAAUACACUGAUGCAUGGCCUCUUUCAGAUGGGCAGACAUAAUGAGGUGGUCAACCUUUUCCAUGAAAUGCAAAAAGAAGGUAAUAAACCAGAUAUCAUAACAUGUCAAAUUUUAUUGGAUGGCCUUUGCAAGAACCGAUACAUGGAUGAAGCAAUUUCCUUCUUUCGAGUGAUGGAAGGUACAGGUAUAGUUUAUGAUAUUAAAAUACAUAAUAUCCUCAUUGAUGGUCUCUGCAAGAACAGAAAACUUGAUGAGGCCAGAAAUAUUUUUGAUAAGCUUGCUUUGAGAGGUUUGCAACCCGAUGUCAUAACACACAACAUAAUGAUCAGAGGACUUUGUCAAGAAGGGUUGUUUGAGGAAGCAAAGGAAUUACUUUCUAAAAUGGAAACGAGCAUUUGUUUGCCUAAUGAUGUGACUUAUAAUACGAUCAUUCGUGGAAGUCUUUUAAAUAAAAGAUAUGAAGAAGCAGCUGUACUGGUAGAGAACAUGCGAGCUCGUAAAUUCUCAGAAGAUGCGUCUACCACAUCCAUGGUACUAGACCUAUUAUCUAAAGAACAGGACCCCUCCGUUCUUGCUUUCUGCAAAUGGUUUUUGCAAUAGGUACUGAAGUUUAUGGUUCAUUGUUAUGUAUUGUCAUCUUUUAACUUCCUUAAGUUUUCUGCUGUAGUAACAUGUUUUACUGAGCAAUGAAUUACUCUAAUUAGCAAUGUAAGGGGUUUCAUUAGUUUGUUAAGAGCCAAUAGACAAUAUAUACGAGACGGUAAGACUAUGUCUUUUAUUUGUAUUGAGUACGGUCUAUGUUCAAGUUGUCAUUCAGAAUUGAAACUUUGCAUCUCGAUGCCUCUCAUAUACAGAAAAAGAAAUCAGCAUUUGAAAAUAAUAAAAGAAGCCUAUGUAAUACCUCAAUAAUGCAUAUAUUCAGAUAACUUUAUUCUGGAUAUUCUCUUUAGCACAUAUUUUGGCUUUCACAAACAAGCUCAUUUUUCUUCCUCGUCAUAUUUGGAUAUAAUAAAUGUUACAACAUAUUGGCAUUCUUCACCAUGGUGAGAGGGUAUCCGAUUAACAG